AAGUCGAUACGUGGCCGCCGCCUGUCCCCGCUGAGGAGGCGCAGAAGCCGGAGAUGGCGGCGGUGCUGAACGCAGAGCGACUCGAGGUGUCGGUCGACGGCCUCACGCUAAGUCCGGACCCGGAGGAGCGGCCCGGCGCCGAGGGCGCCCCGCUGCUGCCGCCGCCGCUGCCGCCGCCCUCGCCUCCCGGCUCCGGCCGGGGUCCGGGUGCCGCGGGAGAGCAGCCCGAGCCCGGGGAGGCGGCGGCUGGGGGCGCGGCGGAGGAGGCGCGGCGGCUGGAGCAGCGUUGGGGCUUCGGCCUGGAGGAGCUGUACGGCCUGGCGCUGCGCUUCUUCAAAGAAAAAGAUGGCAAAGCGUUCCAUCCAACUUACGAAGAAAAACUGAAGCUUGUGGCACUGCAUAAGCAGAUUCUUACGGGCCCAUAUAAUCCAGACACUUGUCCUGAGGUUGGAUUCUUUGAUGUGUUGGGAAAUGACAGGAGGAGAGAAUGGGCAGCCCUGGGGAACAUGUCUAAAGAGGAUGCCAUGGUAGAGUUUGUCAAACUCCUGAAUAGGUGUUGCCAUCUGUUUUCAACGUAUGUUGCAUCCCACAAAAUAGAAAAGGAAGAGCAAGAAAAAAAAAGGAAGGAGGAGGAGGAGCGAAGGCGGCGUGAAGAGGAAGAAAGAGAACGUCUGCAAAAGGAGGAAGAGAGACGUAGGAAAGAGGAGGAGGAAAGGCUGAGACGGGAGGAAGAAGAGAGGCGGCGAAUAGAAGAAGAAAGGCUUCGGUUGGAGCAGCAAAAGCAGCAGAUAAUGGCAGCUUUAAACUCGCAGACUGCCGUGCAGUUCCAGCAGUACGCGGCCCAGCAGUAUCCAGGGAACUACGAACAGCAGCAAAUUCUCAUCCGCCAGUUGCAGGAGCAGCACUAUCAGCAGUAUAUGCAGCAGUUGUACCAAGUCCAGCUUGCACAGCAACAGGCAGCAUUACAGAAACAGCAGGAAGUAGUAGUGGCUGGGGCUUCUUUGGCUACAUCAUCAAAAGUGAAUGCAGCUGUACCAAGUGAUAUGAUGUCAGUUAAUGGACAGACCAAAACCCACACUGAUAACUCUGAAAAAGAACUUGAACAAGAAGCCGCAGAAGAAGCCUUGGAGAAUGGACCAAAAGAAUCUCUUCCAGUAAUAGCAGCUCCUUCCAUGUGGACGCGACCCCAGAUCAAAGACUUUAAAGAGAAGAUUCGGCAGGAUGCAGAUUCCGUGAUUACAGUGGGCAGAGGAGAAGUGGUCACCGUUCGAGUACCCACUCACGAAGAAGGAUCAUAUCUCUUUUGGGAAUUUGCAACAGACAAUUAUGACAUUGGGUUUGGGGUGUAUUUUGAAUGGACAGACUCUCCAAACACUGCUGUCAGCGUGCAUGUCAGUGAGUCCAGUGACGACGACGAGGAGGAGGAAGGUAGAGCCAUUGAAAACACCACUUGUGAAGAGAAAGCCAAAAAGAAUGCCAGCAAACCUCUGCUGGAUGAGAUUGUGCCUGUGUACCGACGGGACUGUCAUGAGGAAGUGUAUGCCGGCAGCCACCAAUACCCAGGGAGAGGAGUCUAUCUCCUCAAAUUUGACAACUCCUACUCUUUGUGGAGGUCAAAAUCCGUCUACUACAGAGUCUAUUAUACUAGAUAAAGAUGUUGUUACAGAGUCUGGAGUCUAGGGCUGGGCAGAAGAUGGCAUUUAAUUUGGAAAUUUCUUUUGACUCUUGUGGAGCACUGGAGUCAGUGCUUACACUGUUGAUUUUGGUCUGAUAGUUUGUGAACUCUUUUUGGGAAUCAGAAUUUCCCUGAGACUCUUUAGCAUUAAUACUUUGGGGUCAAAAGGGAUUCCUCAGACUCAUCCAGCCCUUGGGUGCUGACCAGCAGAGUUACCAGUGGAUGCUGAAGUUACGUGAGCUACGUGUUAAAUAUGUAAAGUCUCUAAAAUAAAACAUCCCAAUGUUGACCUGCCUGGCUGCUGGUUAGCCCAUUACUGCCUGCUCCAUAUGUUUUAUGAGAGCCCAUAAUCACAAUGCUCUCUAAUUUGAAAUCCUUGCGCUAAUAAUCUACAUCAGGUGCAGCUGGCUUUGAUUGAAGGCCACUGAUUUUAAAACUUAAGACCUCACAAAUUAUAAUAGAAAAAGAAAUUGCGUCAAUUUGAUCUUGUCCUGAAUGACCCAACUAUUUUUACUUUGGAUGCAGUUGUUGAGAUCAGAGUUAUAUUACAGAGAAUUAUAUUCUGAGAUCAUCUUAAACUAGAAUGUUCAACCCCAAUUGACAAAGUAUCAAGAUACGUAGAACACCUCAAACGUCCUCCUUAGUGAGCCUCCGCAAACUCUCAGUCCUUUAUCUUCGUCUGGUGUUCAUACUAUCACUAGCAAAAUAAAAUUAAUUAAUUUUUGUUUUGAUUUGGCUUUAUAGAGCAUCUCAGUUGAAACUUUUGUGCACAGAGCAUACAGUUAGGGAUUUUGUAAACUCAAAUUGGCACCUACUGGAUUAAAAUAUAUAAAAUCAUUUAAAUAUUAUUCAGUGUAUGGGGAGUAACAUUGCACUAAUGUGGAAAUCACUGCCAGAGACAGACCAUUUUCUUUUGAUCUGGUACUGCUGAGGCACAAACCCUACAUGAUUCCAGUUUGGAAUUACUUAUCAGAGAACUGGAAAUGCAUAUGCCCUUGCUUAAAUCUUACAGCUUUAAUCUGUAUUAUGUCUUUAUUAAUGGGAAGAGGUAAAUCUUUUCCAUGCUGAAAACAAAUGUGGAUUAAUUGCCUCAAAUUUGUGUAAAUGAUUGGCUUCAAGAGAUUCUUGUUUUCAGAAGGGAGAGUGGUAAGACGGCAAUAUACACUUAAUGUUGUUAUAUGUUGUUACUGAAAUACUUAGUUUUUUAAAAUUUCAGUUCAUAGUCACUUGUAGGAUGGUUUCCAUUGAUUAGCUGCAAUACACAGUUCACUACAUAUGGGCUGUUUGAGUUUUUUGUCUGUUGCAUUUGUAUUUUAAUACCUGGUUUUGUACGUAUCUAAUUCUGUUCUCUUUUAGUUGUUCAGAAACUGGAUUGUUUUCUAAGCAGUGCUUAAUUUGUAUUUUUUAAUUUUGAUUCAGAAGUAGUUCUAGCUCAUAGAUAUCCACACCGUUAGAUCCAGAACAUUUGUCAGCUCUCACGUACAUAUGAUAUAGAAACCACGGAGUUAGGCACUUCCUGGCUUUUUUUUUUUAAUGAGAAAAAUAUUUAAAAUGUAAAAUAAACUUUUAAGAAGCAGGCACUAAUAUAUAUUUCUUCCAGCCUUCGGUUACAGAUUUGUUCUUGCACAUAUUAAGGUGAAUUAUCUCCUAAAAAUAUUGUUCUUGGGAGCAGUAUAUGUUACUUCAUAUAGCAGCGGUUCCUGUCAUGUGUUCAUGUCAGAACAUUUUUGGUUUUAAACUUUUUUAUUGCCUUUGGCUGUUGAUUAGUACAGUAC
Molecule: messenger RNA, 3450 nt
Organism: Cynocephalus volans (Philippine flying lemur)
Lineage: Eukaryota; Metazoa; Chordata; Mammalia; Dermoptera; Cynocephalidae
Gene: ACBD3
Product: acyl-CoA binding domain containing 3
Exons: 8
Coding region: 54-1652 (532 amino acids)
Cellular component (GO): Golgi membrane
Molecular function (GO): fatty-acyl-CoA binding
Source: RefSeq, a predicted model, not a curated record